AUGGUCGAGCGCAUCAAGAACACCGAGUUCUUCAAGCCCAUCUGGGGUGACCUGGAUGAGAUGAUGAAGCCCGAGCUUUACAUCGGUCGCAGUGCCCAGCUUGUUGACAAGUUCUGCGGCCCUGGUGGUAAGCUUGAGAAGAAGCUUCAGCCUUACCAAGCGGCUAUCCAGAAGGCUAAGGCUGCUGAGUUGAAUGUUUAA
Fusarium coffeatum is the source of this 201-nucleotide messenger RNA. RefSeq lists its product as uncharacterized. The coding region runs from base 1 to 201 and encodes 66 amino acids. The record is from RefSeq and is a predicted model, not a curated record. The transcript has a single exon. NCBI's taxonomy places the organism in Eukaryota, Fungi, Ascomycota, Sordariomycetes, Hypocreales, Nectriaceae.